UAAGGAGGUUUAGGAACAAGAAGGGGUUGUUGCCGGUGAAACAGUACAGACAGACACACACAACUCAUUUUCCUCUUGCAGCUUCCAGCAGCGGUACCAGUCUGUUUUAAACAACUAAGGGUGGAAGUGCAGGCGACAGAAAGGGAGUUGCCUACUAGCAGAGGUCAGGCAGGCAGAGGGGAAGCCAGUGGAUGUUUUUAAGAGUUUGCUUAUCUGACACUGACAACAGGAUGAGAAGCUGAGCAAGGGAGGAGAGGGGAGAGAAACAUGGAGCAAGUGGCCUUACCUACAAUACAUUCGCAUAGGAAACAUAGGAAAGACAUGCACUGGCUUCUCUGAGGGAGGUAAAGAGAGAAAGGUAAAUAGUCCACUUUGUCCAUUCUGUCCUAAGGAGCGGGAGCGAGAGCCGAGGGAUCGUAACACUGGAGCUCAAGGAUAAACCAUGGACUCUGCAUACAUCCCACUACACCUGGACGUCCACCAUGUUCCCUGCUAACCUGCUGCUCCUCAUGGUCCUGCUGCUACCUCAUGCCUCGUCUGGUCGCCAGGGUGAAGACACCAGUGAGAUUGAUCAUGGCAGGGUGUCCCCCACACCUUCCGCUUUGUCACCAUUACUCCGGGAUCCUAGUCUGGCUCAGACCAUACAGAGUCUCCUUUUGAGCCGACUGGGGCUGCAGUCUCAGCCUGACCCAAGGCCUGGAGUGCCGGUGCCGCGAUACCUCCUGGAUCUUUACCAUUUCCACCAGCAGCAGUACCAUCUUGUAGAGGACUCUUCAUUUAGUUUCCCCAGCCAGCACAUCCAGGAGGCCAACACUAUACGCAGCUUCCACCACAACGAGCCCCCUGGAGAAAGUCUCAAAGCAGAGGAUCAUACCAGAGUGCACAUUUCCUUCAAUAUCUCCUCCAUCCCUCAGGAUGAGAGAGUGCUCUCUGCUGAGCUCCGGCUCCUUCGCAGUGACAGAGCCUCUUUGGGACCUGGACCCCACAGACUAAACCUAUACCUCUCUGAGCACCAGGAGGACCCUGAGCCCACUCUGGUGGACACAAGGUUACUCACCAAUGGCUUCCACGGUUACAAAUUAAAAGGUUUCUGGGAGGCUUUUAGUCUUAGCGCAGAGCUCCUACAUAAGGCCCAUGCUGGGACUGGCAGACUAGGAUUUCUCCUGGAGGUCAGACCUGAAAACAGCACCACCUCACUUACUGAGCAGAACCUCUCUUCUGCUGCAGAUGAGGGGGCAGAGAAAUCAAAAGAGGCACAUCUGAGGGUAUGCAGAUCUGUGGGACAGGACGAUCAUAGCUGGGCCCAAGAGAGACCGCUCUUGGUGACUUAUAGUCACGAUGGCCGUGGACAACCUCUGGUCAAACAUGGCAGGAGAAACCCUGGUAAUGGCCAGAGGAUUAGAGGGAAAAAAGGAGCAAACGUUAGGUCCAAGAACAGCAGCAACGGUCUCAAAAGAAACCCAGUCUGGGGAAGAGCCAAAAAAAUGGGGUACACUGUGCCAGGCUGGGGGGAUGAUAAAGGAGGAAUCAGUUGGAGAGAACGGGGAAGAGUGAAAAGAAAUGGUGGCCGUUCUGCAAAACUGAAACGCCUUUCCCGUAAUAGAUGUCGCCGCCAUCCUCUGUAUGUAGAUUUUAACGAUGUGGGCUGGCACAAGUGGAUCAUUGCACCCAGUGGCUAUGACGCCUUCUUCUGCCUGGGUGAGUGUCGCUUUCCUUUGGCUGACCACAUGAACUCCUCAAGCCAUGCCAUGGUUCAAACUCUGGUAAACUCUGUAAAUGGAGCAGUGCCCCGGCCGUGCUGUGUCCCAACCUCUCUCAGUCCAAUUGCCCUGCUCUACCUGGACUCUCAAGACCGAGUAGUGCUGAAGAAUUAUCAGGACAUGGUGGUGGAGGGCUGCGGCUGUCGGUAGUGAGAUAAAGAACUCAGACCCAGGGACAAUCUCACGUGGUCAGUGGGAAAGAAGGAAAUAGAAGUGUGGAAAGGUAGACAGUGGCAAGAAGAGACUUUGGUAGCUAGCUAAUUGCAGACAGAGUGAUAGAGAUAAAUGUAGCAUAAUACAAAGGAUGAGUUGGGAGAGAGCGUUUGGGGAAAUGGGUAUAGUAGAAAGGGAAAGAAAAAGUGAGAAACAGGCAGAACCUUAUAUAUAAAAAAGACAAAUGAUUAGAGAAAUAGCAGAGCAAGAAGUUUUAGCAGAAAUAUGGUCAACACAGGUAAACUGCCAGGAAUUACAUUUAAUUUUUCCCAUUUAGCUACAAUGCAACUGUGCACAUCACCAACUGACUGGCUGCUAUUACAGCAGGUGUAUAUUCAUGUUUGCCACUCAUCUAGUGCUGACAAAACUGUCUGACAGGCACAUGCAUAUGUGCUUAGCUUUUUCUUAGAGAAGGGUUUACACAGUUCUGUACUGGUCUGAUGGACUUACUGAUGAUCAACAACAUUAGCAACACGACGAUGGCACCAGCAUGGCAUCCAGACUUUGUGACAGCGUUGUUUCUGCAGUAUUUGAACCGGGAGGAAGGGUUCAUAUAUUUUUUUGAAAGGUAAUAAAAUAAUAGACCCCUUCACAAACACUUCUUCAUCAAGCUAUUUAAAACCACAACAAUAAUGCUGAGGAACUAUUAUGCUAUUAUUUGAAUGUACUAUUAACACUAUUAUUUAAAAAAAGAGACUCUUUUUUUUUUUUUGUAGAUUUCUUUUGCAGACUGAGUAAAUCCAGUGACGGUUGUCUUGUGAUUAUAUAUAAUUCCACUGAAUCCUGAUUCUAACUUAAAAGACACAUUAUCUAUUUAAAUAGCUGCAAUAUGGUGUAUUUAAUCUUAAACAUAUUUAAAAUACCUGCACUCAAUAGAGCAUACAGCAUAUUAAAAGCCUGCCGUCCACAUGAAGUGAGUUAUGGUAGCUUUACAUCCAUACAAAUGUUCAGUGUAUUGAAAUAACAGUCUUAUCUUCUCAUCUUAUCAUUGCACACUUUUCGGUGUACAACACACAAUAGCGGACAUGAGUGGUGUUGCUACAAAAGCUCAACUAACAAGUCACUUGGAACCUCUAUGUGUUGUAGCUACUGACGUGUGUAACAACCGGUGUCUUAGCUAGCUGUGUCUGCAUGUGUCAAGAUUAAAAACAAAAAAAAUGGAUGACUGAUAUUAAAACUGGGACUUUAGUGCCUUUCAAACAGGGGCUAUAAAUGUGUUCUCUGCUGAGCUUGGUAAAUGUUUCAGUGUUGCAUUUUUUUUUCUAAAUGGAAACAUUUAAACAAGAGCUUGUAAGAUGUUUGACAAUAUACCUCUAAUAAACAGAGCGAACAGCACAACUGUCAGG
This is a messenger RNA of Archocentrus centrarchus (flier cichlid), 3319 nucleotides long. RefSeq names its product bone morphogenetic protein 16 (gene bmp16). The transcript is spliced from 3 exons. NCBI's taxonomy places the organism in Eukaryota, Metazoa, Chordata, Actinopteri, Cichliformes, Cichlidae. Gene Ontology annotation, cellular component: extracellular region. The record is from RefSeq and is a predicted model, not a curated record. Gene Ontology annotation, molecular function: growth factor activity; cytokine activity. Bases 483 to 1910 code for a protein of 475 amino acids.